Fusarium keratoplasticum is the source of this 1239-nucleotide messenger RNA. RefSeq lists its product as uncharacterized. NCBI's taxonomy places the organism in Eukaryota, Fungi, Ascomycota, Sordariomycetes, Hypocreales, Nectriaceae. Gene Ontology annotation, molecular function: oxidoreductase activity. Bases 1 to 1239 code for a protein of 412 amino acids. The transcript is spliced from 3 exons. The record is from RefSeq and is a predicted model, not a curated record.
AUGCAGUUCAAACUUUUGUUCUACGCCAUCCUUCCCGGAUUAGCGGCUACCAACCAUGACAUUUUCCAUCGAGCCCUCAGCUUGAAGCAGGAAACCACAGCCACGUCUAGCUUCGACGCGGGCAACGCGACACUGGCUGAUUUCAACUCGCAUGCGCGCGAGGUAGCCCUGUCGCGAAUUGGUAACUCGACUAAAUGCACCAAGGACAACGUGAGGGUUCGAAAGUUGUUCGAGAGUCUCACUAGCGAUGAGAAGAUCGCUUACACAGAUGCGUUGAAGUGUCUGAUGGAUCUACCAGCCAAGACUCCGUCGGAUCUCGCUCCUGGAGCUAAGUCGCGAUAUGAUGACUGGGUCGUAACGCACAUUAACCAGACGGAGAUGAUCCACUUGAAUGCGAAUUUCCUCGGGUGGCACCGGUGGUAUAUCUGGGAGAUGGAGCAGGCACUACGCAACGAUUGCGGCUACACCGGCCCCUUCCCUUACUGGGACUGGACGAAAACGGAGAAGGAGACCUUUGAGAAGUCAGAGGUUUUCGACGGGUCGGCAACCUCUCUGUCAGGCAAUGGAGCGCCGCUUAAUUACACAGACUCGGACGUGAUUGUUGUUAAUUGGCAAUGGCCCAACAUGGAAGUCGUUCUCCCUCACGGCUCAGGCGGCGGUUGCGUUACCAGUGGGCCUUUUGCCAACAUCACUGUUAACCUCGGCCCCGUCGGACUCGCCCUUAUCGGCAACAAGACCGAUACUUCUGGUGAAGGAUACAAGUACAACCCCCGCUGCCUGAAGCGUGACCUCAGCUCCGAAAUAUUGCAUCGAUAUGUUAACGAGACGAGCGUUCUCACGCUCAUCCGGGACACUAGCGAUAUAUGGACGUUCCAGACAGUAAUGUCGGGUGCGUGGGGAACUCGCGAGAUCGGAAUCCACCCAGGCGCGCAUCACUCCCUGGGCGGGGACCCAGGCCGGGAUUUCUGGGUGAGCCCCGGGGAGCCGGCUUUUUGGGCGCACCAUACGAAUAUUGAUCGAGUCUGGUGGAUGUGGCAGAUGCUGGACCCGGACGUGCGUGCAGCGAACGUAUCGACUGCGGUGAAUGGCCCGAUAACGAUGUAUGACUUGUACGAGCCGCAUCAGAACGCAACCAUCUUUGACCUUCAGAAUUUGGGCUACGUCGCCGAAGGGAAGGAGGUGGCGCUGGGUGAGCUCAUGUCGACGACAGAAGGGAUGUUCUGCUACGUCUAUGAGUGA